This is a messenger RNA of Syngnathus acus (greater pipefish), 3237 nucleotides long. It is a transcript of the gene hectd2, whose product is annotated as HECT domain containing 2. Lineage: Eukaryota; Metazoa; Chordata; Actinopteri; Syngnathiformes; Syngnathidae. The transcript is spliced from 22 exons. Gene Ontology annotation, molecular function: ubiquitin protein ligase activity. The record is from RefSeq and is a predicted model, not a curated record. The coding region runs from base 365 to 2818 and encodes 817 amino acids. Gene Ontology annotation, biological process: protein polyubiquitination.
UAACGUGUCCUCCCCCGAUCCAACUUUAGGCUCCUCCCCCUCCUCCAACAUGGCGGCGGCACGCCACGGGUGUCUGCUGGCGACUUGUUGGAUUGCGUUUGACUAACAAAGACUCGUUCGUGUGCCCUGUUGGGAGUUUUCUUUACUUUGACUCGCGUUUUGUUAAUUUCCCUUUUUUCCCCUGUGUUGACAUGAAGAAGCUCCCGGAUUGUCUGUGCGCGCGCACGUGUCGGUGGCGCGUGCGCGGCUACUGCGACAAAGUGGCGGCGGCGUCGAGAAGACGACAAUGAGCGCUUGUGUCACUUUGGGAAGACAUUUGCCGACUUUUGGCCGCUAAUGCCCGCAAAGCGACACCUAACGGAAGAUGGACGGCGACGAUCUGGGCUCUGUGACGAGCAGGGAGCGCGACAAGCUGCCGCCUAUUUCUGGGGCCCCGGGCCGCAAGGCCAAGCCUCCGCUGCCGACUCCGGGGAGCCUCAUCAACACACUCCACCACCGACAGCUUCAGCUCAGAGACGCCGACAUGCCCACCGCGCCGCUCGACUUAAAGCACGUGUGCGAGCUUCCGCCGAUUGGCAGCCUGGCGCGUCCCAAGCAGCGAGCGACCAUCGACACGCUGCCCCCGGAGGUCAAAGCGCCCUUCCCGUGUGACCCUGUUAUUCCACUGCGCACCAAGACCACCAAAGACUUCCUCAAGGAGAUGGAACGGGCGGCGCUGUUGGGCGACUGGCGUGAAGUACGAGACUUCUACCUGACCACCUUUGACUCGUUCAUUGAACUCAACGCCGCCUUCAAGCGGGAGGCCAACGCCUCCUUCGACACCACUGAAGACUCGGGCCUCGACGCCAAAUUCGUCAACGCUGUGUACGACUCAUUGCUCCAAACGCCUCAAGACAUUCAGAAGUCUGUGCUGAAGGGGAUCAUCAACAGUCUCCUGAGAGAGUGGAAAGGGCCCCGGACUAAAGAUGACCUGCGCGCUUACUUCAUCCUGGUUCAGAACCCUCAGUAUUCCAGCACCAGCACCUACGUGAUCUACGCUCACCUGUUGAGGCAGAUGGCUGCCCUGUCUGAGGCCGAUCAUCACUUCCUGGUGCACUGGCUGAAGAAGUUGCCGGGCCAGCGGUUCCGUCAGCCGGUGGAGCGCCUGCUGCAGUUCAUCUCCACUCGCCUUUUUCCUGCCGAGCCCGACGAGGUGCCACCCGCCUCCAAGUGCUCCUGGUGGAUCCCGUCGGCCACCAAAGUACUCGCCCUCUUCAACGCGGCCAACAGCGUGUCGUCGCCGCCCGUCAUGCCAUUCGCAGACUUCUACAACCUCACGCUGGAGCACAUCGACUUCAUGGAAGAGUACCGCACCUGGCAACACUACGGCAACUCCAGCAGGUUCUCCUUCUGCCAGUUUCCCUUCAUUCUGUCGGCGGCGCUAAAGAAGGCCAUCAUCCAGAAGGACUCUGAGCAGCAGAUGAUCAGCCGGGCCAGGCAAAGCCUGGUGAGCAAAGUGUCUCGGCGUCAGCGCGUGGACAUGAACCUCCUCUUCCUCAACAUCAGAGUGCGACGGGCGCAGCUCCUGGCCGACUCGCUGGAUGAGUUGAGCAGGAAGCGCUGCGACCUGAAGAAGAAGCUGCGCGUGACCUUUGUGGGGGAGGCAGGCCUGGACAUGGGCGGCCUGACCAAGGAGUGGUUCCUGCUGUUGGUGCGACGCAUCUUCCACGAGGACUACGGCAUGUUCACGUACAUAAAGGAGUCUCGCUGCCACUGGUUCAGCGGCUGGAAGGGGGACAACAACUACUCGGAGUUUCAGCUCAUUGGGACCCUGAUGGGCUUGGCGGUGUACAACAGUAUCGCUUUGGACAUCCAUUUCCCCCUCUACUGUUACAGGAAGCUGCUGACGCCACCCACUGAUCCAUGUGACCAGAAUGCCCUGGUUGGCAUGGCAACCGCCACUUUGGAUGACAUGCGGCAGAUCAUGCCGGAGCUGGCUCACGGUUUGCAGGAGCUGCUGAAUUUUGACGGCAAUGUGGAAGAAGACAUGUGCCUCACUUUCCAGGUGUCGCAGGAGGAACUGGGCGUGGUCAAGUUGUACAACCUGAAGCCAGGAGGAGACAAGAUUCCCGUCACCAAACACAACCGUAAAGAGUACGUGCAGCUGUACGUGGACUUCCUGCUGAACAAAUCCAUUUCCAAGCAGUUUGCCGCCUUCUACCACGGCUUCCACAGCGUCUGCGCCUCCGACGCCCUCAUGCUGCUUCGUCCGGAGGAAGUGGAGAUGCUGGUGUGCGGCAGUCCUCAGCUGGACAUGAGCGCUCUGCAGAAAGCUGCGCACUACAAAGGAUAUGGCAAGAGCGACGCCACCAUCAGGACUUUCUGGGACGUGGUGCUGUCAUUCCCCGUGGAUCUUCAAAAGAAGCUGCUUCACUUUGUAACAGGAAGCGACCGUGUCCCCGUGGGGGGGAUGGCCGACCUCAACUUCAAAAUCUCCAGGCUGGACGCGCCCACCGACUGGUACGAGCGCCGUCAAUAUGAAGGCUCCCCGUGUCGCACACCUGUUUCAACCAGAUCUGCUUGCCCCCGUAUCGCAGCAGGAAGGAGCUCAAACAUAAGCUCAUCAUCGCCAUCUCCAACGCGGAGGGCUUCGGCCUUGAGUGAUCCUGACGCCUCUGCUUGGGCACUCGCCACUUUAGCCUCUCCAAGCGCACUUGUAGUUCAACAGACUAUUUUGCUUUUUCUGAACAAGAUCAUACUCAAGCACCCGAACAAGCUAGCGUGUCGCAGUACCGCUGUGUUCCUCAAGGAGCAGCGGCGAGUCAGAAGAUGCAGGUAGAACUUUGAGACAUGCUGAGCAAGUUAGCAGCUAUUUUGUGAAAUGUUUUAUUUCAGAUGUUUGACAUUGUGGCAUGUUUCGACACCGCUGCAGCAGAUGUUUUUUGAUGGCUGUGCUAGUUUUAGCCUUAGCUUAGCAAUAGACAGAGCAGGAAGUGUCACUGACGCAAAAAUAAGCCGACAACUUGGCAACAAGAAGUCUCCAAAAUGUUUGAUUACAACCCGACCGCGGGAACGAGACGACCGGCAGCUAGCGACAAGAAGGUGACAACUGCUAACUGAUGACGAGAAACCGAUGACUUAAACACAACCAGUUCCUGAAAAAUAGCAGCUGACAAGACGGUACACUUCUACCCUGACUACCAGUGCCGAAACUGGACGCCUAGAAGCCGAUGACUCCAACCUGGAGACGACUAUUAA